UCGUCCACUCUUUAUUCUAGACCGACGCAUACUCCGGACUGUAGUAUACUCUUGCUCCAGCCUAGUUUAAACAGCUAUUGAAUAAAUUAUAAAAGCUGUUCAUCAGUCAAAUAGUAGUCUUCGUAUCAUACCGCCAGCAUGGAUGACUCGGGAUUACCACCUAACUGGGAGGUGCGCCACAGCAACUCCAAGAACCUUCCAUACUAUUUCAACGCGAGCGAGAAAGUCUCUCGCUGGGAGCCGCCGGUUGGAACCGAUACCGAGAAGUUGAAACAAUAUAUGGCAAUCCACCAUUCUACUUCCUCUCAGAUGGCUCCCGUCAGCCACCCCGAGGGCAAAAUCCGUGCCGCCCACCUACUGGUUAAACACCGCGACAGCCGACGACCUGCGAGCUGGCGCGAGAGCAAAAUUACCCGAACUAAGGAGGAAGCAAUGGCUAUUAUCAAGGGUCAUGAGCAGAAGAUCAAGAGUGGAACCGUGUCUCUUGGAGAGAUCGCGAUGACUGAAAGCGACUGCAGUUCGGCCAGAAAGAGGGGAGAUUUAGGAUACUUCGGUAAGGGAGACAUGCAAAAGGAAUUUGAAGAGGCUGCUUUCGCACUACAACCUGGUCAGAUGAGUGGUGUUGUAGAAACCGCAAGUGGGCUCCAUCUAAUCGAAAGAUUAGUUUAAACCCUUGUGUAUUUUUAGGGGUGAGAAGUCAUGCUAAUUACGCGCAUGGCUGCCUCUACAUGAGGUUCACCGAACAUGAUGUUAAGCCACUGCUUAGAAUUUCAUAAUUCUUUAGCCUAGAACGAGGAGGCACAUCUAGGACAGCUCAAUUUCUAUAUACUAAAAAAUAGCGUGUGAUGUGACGCUUCUAUACAACUCAAAGAGUCUUUCUCCCCGAAACCUCACAUAGUUCUAUAGCAGGAACCGGAUUCUAAGUAGAUAUCCUGAAUUGUUUCAUAGAUCUUGUAUAUUUAUAUCAUUUAGUGGUUACCGUAAAUUUCAUGGCUAUACCCCUUUAUUCAUCUUAUUCUAGUUUAGUUACACGUCUUACCCCUUUUAUAUUUCUUAACGUCAACCUACACUUAAUGAAAGGUACCUAGACAUGCCCC
This is a messenger RNA of Daldinia decipiens, 1097 nucleotides long. Its product is annotated as rotamase-domain-containing protein. The transcript has 2 exons. The record is from RefSeq and is a predicted model, not a curated record. Gene Ontology annotation, cellular component: cytosol; nucleus. Bases 139 to 669 code for a protein of 176 amino acids. Lineage: Eukaryota; Fungi; Ascomycota; Sordariomycetes; Xylariales; Hypoxylaceae. Gene Ontology annotation, molecular function: protein binding; peptidyl-prolyl cis-trans isomerase activity.